Molecule: messenger RNA, 2379 nt
Organism: Sardina pilchardus (European sardine)
Lineage: Eukaryota; Metazoa; Chordata; Actinopteri; Clupeiformes; Clupeidae
Product: protocadherin gamma-A11-like
Exons: 1
Coding region: 1-2379 (792 amino acids)
Biological process (GO): homophilic cell-cell adhesion
Cellular component (GO): plasma membrane
Molecular function (GO): calcium ion binding
Source: RefSeq, a predicted model, not a curated record
AUGGAAGACCGAACACAAAGGCGAUGGUGGGAGUACGGGUGGACUGCACUGGGAUUCUACUUGCUGUUGUGUUUCGCGAGGCCGACUUCAGCACAGAUCCGAUAUUCCGUUGCAGAGGAGGUGAAAGAAGGAUUUGUUGUUGGAAACAUUGCUAAGGAUUUGGGUCUGGACCCCAGCACUUUGGUGGACAAAAGAUUGCGUAUUGUUUCUGGAUCGAAAGACACGCUGUUCGAGGUAAAUCAGAACAAUGGCGCUUUAUUAGUCAGUAGAAAACUGGACAGAGAGGAGCUAUGUGAUGGCAACGAAGCAUGUUUGAUCAACUUAAAAAUUGUUGUGGAAAACCCUCUUGAAAUUCAUUAUGUUGGUGUUGAAAUUACUGAUGUAAAUGACCACUCGCCGAGUUUCCCAGAGAGAGACUUGCAUUUAGAAAUAGCAGAGAAUACGCCAAAGGGUGCACGCUUCGAGCUACAGAGCGCUCGUGAUCCAGAUGUUGGUAUCAAUUCUAUACGCUCAUACAAAUUGCUUCCAAAUUUGUAUUUUGACUUGGAAUUGCAAGACAGUGGAUACGGAGAUAAAACCCCAUAUUUAGUCUUGCAAAAACCGCUAGACAGAGAAAAUAUCCAACAGCAUAUAUUUCAAUUGACAGCGACAGAUGGUGGCAUUCCCCCAAGAUCGGGUAGUCUUAACAUUACUGUUAAGGUGCUUGACACAAAUGACAACCGACCUGCAUGCAGUCAAAGCGUGUAUACAGUAUAUUUACCGGAGAAUGCUCCUGUUGGUACCACUCUUAUGACCAUAAAUGCUACAGAUGUUGACGAGGGUAUUAAUGGUGAAAUUGAAUAUUCUUUUAGUAGAAACAUAAAACGUAGGGUGCAUGACAUUUUCACAUUAGAUAGUGUUACGGGUGAGAUUAAAGUUAAAGGUGAAAUUGACUUUGAGGAACAUGAACUUCACAACUUAAUCAUACAAGCCACUGAUAAGGGCCAACCCCCUAUGACUGCUGACUGUCGAGUAAUGGUAAAGAUACAAGACGUAAAUGACAAUAAACCAGAAAUAGAUGUAACUUCACUUUCUAAUGUGAUAUCUGAAGAUUCUAAGCCUGGAACGGUGAUAUCCCUAAUUAGUGUUCGAGAUAUUGACUCUGGUGUAAACGGUAAAGUUCUGUGUAGCAUCUCAAACACUUUACCAUUCGAGUUAAAGCCAUCAAUACAAGAAAAUAUGUACUCCUUAGUAACUAAAACAAGUUUAGACAGGGAGAAGGUGUCACAGUAUGACAUUAUUAUACAAGCAACAGACCUUGGAGUGCCCCCAAUGACUACAUUCAAAAGUCUGGUUGUGGACGUAUCUGAUGUAAAUGACAACAGACCACAAUUUCCUCAAAAUCCUCUUGAGCUGUAUUUACCAGAAAAUAACGUUCCCGGUGCGCCUAUAUUCUCUGUAACUGCUUCAGACAAGGAUUUGGAUAAAAAUGCUGCCAUCACAUAUCACAUUCUUAGAGGUGAGGGGAAUGACAUGGCGUCUUUCUUGAACGUUAAUUCGGACACAGGAGUAAUCCAUGCGCUAAAAAGUUUUGACUUUGAAACUACAAAGUCGUUUAAGUUUCAAGUGGUGGCAAAUGACUCUGGAAGCCCCUCGUUGAGCAGCAAUGUGACGGUGAAUGUAUACAUCUUAGAUCAAAACGACAAUGUUCCAGUCAUUUUGUCUCCUGUCAGUGCAAACGGCUCGGCUGAAGGCGUGGAAGAAAUUGCUCGAAAUGUGAACGCAGGCCACUUGGUCACCAAAGUGAGAGCUUUUGAUGGAGAUGUUGGAUACAAUGGAUGGCUACUAUUUUCUCUUCAGGAAGUUACUGACCACACUCUCUUUGGUUUAGACCGUUAUACAGGACAGAUAAGGACGCUUCGUCCUUUCACAGAAACAGACGAAGCUGAGCAUAAGCUAGUCAUAUUAGUAAAGGACAAUGGGAAUAUUUCGCAGUCUGCAACAGCGACUGUUAUCAUGAAAUUAGUGGAGCCCAAAGAAGCGUUUUCCUCGUCUGAUGUAAAAACAACAGGGGACACAGAGGACAAUGACAUCACUUUUUACCUUAUCAUAACUCUGGGAUCCGUUUCCGUGCUUUUUCUCGUCAGCAUCGUUGUUUUGAUUGCGAUGCAAUGCUCUAAACGCACAGACUAUUCAUCCAAAUAUCUACAAGAGACUAACUACGACGGUACAUUGUGCCACAGCAUUCAGUACAGAUCGGGAGAUAAACGGUACAUGCUAGUUGGACCAAGAAUGAGCAUUGGUUCAACCAUAGUACCGGGGAGUAACGGAAAUACUCUGGUUGUUCCCGAUCGCAGGAGAACGCUUUCCGAAGAGGUAAGAUUUAUUAACAUGUCAUGA